Messenger RNA from Ectocarpus sp. CCAP 1310/34, 805 nucleotides. The record is from the annotation of a GenBank genome assembly. NCBI's taxonomy places the organism in Eukaryota, Phaeophyceae, Ectocarpales, Ectocarpaceae.
GUGUUUGUGCGCCUUCGUUUCGAGAGAUGGUGGCGCUUCGCGAACUUCCUGCACCACCGGUCCGUCGCUGAAAAGCUCUUUGCACGCGGGUCGUCCGGAUACAUUUCCACCACGAGCUUCUCGCGUUGACUCGAAUCCAGGCUGUCGACACUCCGAGUGUGCUCUUGCGCCGUUGCAGCAACAGCGAGUGCAGCUUCUUCGCUGCGUCUCCGAAUCACCUCCUCUCCCUGCCAGUCUUGAAAAGGUCUUUCUUCAAGUCAUUGACCGCGGCUGCGAUCAGCUUCUCUGCGUCAUCGUUCCACUUGCAGAUGUUGGGUUGGGGAAUGCCAGUCUUUCUUGCCAGGAACUGCUGGCACGACACGCCGUGAACAUGCCAGAUCUUUUCGGCGUGAUCGGCCUCCAGCUCUCGCAGCUCCACGACCACCGCAGCCUUCUUCCUGUUGCUGUACUGCGUAUUCUUCUCAGCCCCUCGUGUUUUCUUCCGCUUGGUGCGUUCUUCGUCCGACAAAAGGCCGUCAUCUGGCAAGUCUGAUGUACCAUCGCCUUUGGUCCUUGGCUGCAGCUCAAACGAACAGCUCCCUCGCACGUUGUACAUUUUCUGGCCCGCCGCAGUGUUGUGCCCGCCUCCCUCUGAGUGGUGAAAGGCGACACUAAAACACCUGCCCGAAUACCCGUUUCAAGGUUGAAGUCGUCAUGGUCCCACCCGUCGCGAGGGCGCGCCUGAGCCCUCGUCGAAGAUGCCGAAGAGGAGCUGGGUGCACGGCACUACAGUGUAGCGAUCGACCUUAUUCGGAGGCAAAGGUCU